UAUUGGGAAUUUUUCGGCUCAUGGAAUAGGUCUCUUUUUUUUAUUGGUAUUUUAAUACUAAUAGCUAUUAAAUCUACAUACAUACAUAUAUCUCCCUCUAUAUCUGCGCGAGACUGUGGAGAAACUUAUUUUGUCAUUUUUAUAAACAUCGAUUGCUUGUGGCAUACAUCGAUAUCUAGUUUUGAAAUUCUCUUCAAGACUUUGUGAAGAAAGGGAGACACAAAUACAUAUACGGCAGAGAGUAAAACUAUUAAGCGAUAGAGAAAAACCUGAAGACCAGAAAUAAUUAUAUUUUUUCUUAGAGGUUUUUUCUCUUAAAACAUCGAUAUCUUCAAACAUCGACGUUUUUCGUUAGCUCGCAAAAAUAUUAUGAGCCGCAUGUGCAGUCAACCAACAUUUUGAUUUUGCUGUCAAAAUACAAAGUCUCCGAAAAUUUCUUCUAAAGAAAUUGUAAAUUAUCUCUAUCCUCGAUUUAAUCUACCCACGCCGCUAUUUCUGCUUUAAAAUGAUUCAAAAUUUACCAACUGAGAUCAUUGACAAAGUGUUUGGAUACCUGGAAGAGAAAGAAAAACUGAUUUUGGCCCAAGUAAACAAAAGACUUGAAUGCACCUAUGCUUACCACGUUAAAGAAAAAUAUAGGUGUCUUUUCGUCCGCGAAGACAUAAACUCGCCUGGGUUCUAUACAGACACCGAAUUACGUGUUAUUCUGUCUUCAUGCGGAUCAACUGUUAAUUUUAUUUCAAUACAAUGUACUGAGGUUAUGGAUCAACUAGGAGAACUCAUAGAAAAGUACUGCAUUAACCUCAGAUAUGCCUAUUUGAUGAUAAACAAUGAAAAUUUCAAUGCGUUCAAACGUGUUUUAAACAAGACAUGCAUAGAAACGCUUAACUUAGAUAGUUUCCAUUAUCGCGGAACGGAUCUCAUCCAGUACGUAAAUCCAUACUGUAAAGAUUUGAAGCUAGAGAGAAUUUCGAUGGCCCAGGAGCAUCAUAUACGGCAACUGAUUCAUUUGGAAAAACUGUAUGUGGAAUCGUACUAUGUACGAAAUAUUUUCGAAAUAUGCUCCCAUCUUCCGAAACUUCGCGAAUUCACUACUACCUGUUUUGAAUAUCCAACCGAUUUAAAACAGGAUUAUUUAUAUCCUGAAUUAGAAACGCUGACACUUCAGUAUUUCGAAAUUAAAUUAGAUUUGCCAAUAUGUCCGAAACUAAAACAAUUGAUGUUGAUUUUUACUGUGAGCUACGUUGAAAACAUUGGUGACAUUAUUUCAAAGUACGGAAACACAUUGGAGUAUCUAGAUUUAUCGCCUUCUAUGCGGAGCAAACAAUAAUAGUUCUCAGAAAAUGUAAGCGGUUGCAGUCUAUUAGCACCAGAAAUGCAAUUAUACGAUACUUAUUCGUCGAAUUUCUGGGAUCAUUAAUUACCGUUUUAAAAGAAAAUGGUUUUAACACAGAGAGACGUCUGCAAUUGGAAGGGGACUUGUGUGAAGUCGAGCAGCUUAAGCUGGUAUUGAUGGAAAAGUUCCCAAAUUCCGAAGUGUGGAACAUGAUUACGCUGAGUCAAUUCAUAUAUUAACUGCACCAUCAAGUCGUCCAUGCUAAUCGAAUACAACACUAAUUUAUAAAUUAAUUGUUCGGAAGCCAAAAUAAAACAAAAACAGAACAAGAGAAUAAAGGAAUUGAUGCGAGAAU
Molecule: messenger RNA, 1691 nt
Organism: Drosophila miranda
Lineage: Eukaryota; Metazoa; Arthropoda; Insecta; Diptera; Drosophilidae
Exons: 3
Coding region: 506-1330 (274 amino acids)
Molecular function (GO): protein binding
Source: RefSeq, a predicted model, not a curated record